GACUGCCCGAGGCAAAGCAUCUGCUUGACGGGAUUUUAUCGAGUAAAUUAAAAAAAAAAGCAAAACAAAAAAAAUUCAAAAUGUUGAAAGAGUUGGUGAAAGAGCGACUAAUGGCAGCAGCUGAUGAAAUAUUCGCGCUGUUUGAAAGAACGGUAGCGUCCUACGAGGAGGAGCUUUCUCGAACCAGAGAGGAGAAGGAGCGACAUCAACAACAACUGGAAGCUGUUUGCAAGACUCAAAUUGUGUUACACAUUGAAGAUGGCCAGCAGCUGAUUGGUUGUCAAGAAGUAUGUUUCCCUCAGCUGCAGGGCGGGAGCUCCUCCUUCAAGCAAGAGGACCCACGGCCCCUUCACGUUAAAGAGGAAGAGGAGGAGCGUGAGUCCCCCCACGUUAAAGAGGAACAGAAGGAAGGCUGGAUCACUCAGGAGCGGGAGCAUCUUCAAGGGCCGGAGGAGACUGAGCUCACCAAGUUGCCACUGACUAGCAUCUCUGUGAAGACUGAAGACCAUGAAGACAAACCACCUGAGUCCUCACAGCUUCAUCACAGUCCAAGUGAGGAGAGCGGAGGGGUGGAGCCUCCAAGCAGCAGCUCAACUCAACACAUGACAACAGAAGCUGAUGGAGACCACUGUGGAGGAUCACAAGCAGCCAACCUCUUAACUCCAGCAGCAGAUAGUGAUGACACGACGUCACACUCUUCUGACACUGAUGAUAAAGACUCUAAAGCUGAUAUGACAUGUCACACUGACAACACACGCUUUAAAUGCUCUCACUGUGACAGAACUUUUAGUUACCAUUGUUAUCUGAAAAGACACAUGAGAUAUCACACAGGAGAAAAAACAUAUUCUUGUUCAGUGUGUGGUAUAGCUUUUGUACGAAAUCACGAUUUUAAAGUACACAUGAGAAGACACACUGGAGAAAAACCGUUUUCCUGUUCAGUCUGCGGUAUAGGUUUUGUACGAAAUCAUGAUUUGAAAGUACACAUGAGAAAACACACUGGUGAGAAACCUUUUUCCUGUUCAGUGUGUGGGAUAAGUUUUAGAAGAAAUCAAGAUUUGAAAAUACACAUGAGCAAACACACUGGAGAAAAAACAUAUCCAUGUUUAGUCUGCGACAAAAGCUUUUGUGUCCGAACGGCACUCGCAGUGCACAUGAGAAUACACACUGGUGAGAAAGUGUUUCGUUGCAGUGUUUGUGGUGAAAGAUUCUCUUAUAAGUACCAGCUUAACAAUCACAAGUGUGCUGGUGAGAACAGCAGCAGUAAAUGAAGCUGCAGGACUUGAAAUAAACUGUCAAGACUUUGGUAACUUUGACUUUCUAACAACAUCACCACAUAUAACGUGUGACAUCAUUGGUGUGUGUGUAACCCAAACUUUUUAAUAUGCUUCUACCAUUUAAAUGUAAUAAAAAUGGCUUUCUGCACCUUUGCCGGUGCCAUUGUGCAAGAUGCACCUUUCAUCUUUGUUUAGCUCCAUUAUACCUGGAACAUUUGGAGGUGGAG
Molecule: messenger RNA, 1501 nt
Organism: Dunckerocampus dactyliophorus (ringed pipefish)
Lineage: Eukaryota; Metazoa; Chordata; Actinopteri; Syngnathiformes; Syngnathidae
Product: zinc finger protein 182-like
Exons: 2
Coding region: 81-1268 (395 amino acids)
Biological process (GO): central nervous system development; regulation of transcription by RNA polymerase II
Cellular component (GO): nucleus
Molecular function (GO): DNA-binding transcription factor activity, RNA polymerase II-specific; RNA polymerase II cis-regulatory region sequence-specific DNA binding
Source: RefSeq, a predicted model, not a curated record